Molecule: messenger RNA, 2101 nt
Organism: Cololabis saira (Pacific saury)
Lineage: Eukaryota; Metazoa; Chordata; Actinopteri; Beloniformes; Belonidae
Product: neurogenic differentiation factor 2-like
Exons: 3
Coding region: 323-1390 (355 amino acids)
Biological process (GO): nervous system development; regulation of DNA-templated transcription
Molecular function (GO): protein dimerization activity
Source: RefSeq, a predicted model, not a curated record
GCAAAUCUCGACGAAUGCGGGCGCAUGUCAAUCACCGGGCUCUCAUGUGAUGGCUCUUGCCGGUGACGUGCCAGCCAUAUGGGCGCUGGCAUCACAGCCUUAGCUGACGCCUGCGCUCCGGUUUGUUGGAGUGCGUGCCGGUGGAGGAGGACACUGACCUGCAUCAGCAUCAGCAUCAGCACCAGCAUCAGCAUCAGCAUCAGCACCGCUGCGCCUCCUGCACUUGUGCGCUCCAGUCCCUGAAGAUGGUCUGAACUAAAGAGACUUGCUCUUUUUUUUCUCGCCUUCCGUCCGCUGUGAAGAGCGUGAGCCGAGAGCCAGAAUGUUAACCAGGCUUUUCAGUGACCCUUCGCUGCUUCCCGACGUCCAGAAAUACUCUGCCUGGGCGGAAGACAGCGACGACGACGACGACGACGACAAAGUCAAAGAUGAUGACAUGGACCUGCAGGACGACAUGGACUCCUCCGACCUGAGAGGAGACAGUCGGACGCAGUCCGAGCACGCCGGAGAAGACGACGAGGACGACGAUGCGGAGGAAGAGGACGACGGGGAGGACACAGAGGGGGACAGGCCCAAGAAAAGGGGCCCCAAGAAGCGCAAAAUGACUCCGGCGCGCAUUGAGCGCUCCAAGAUGCGGCGGAUAAAGGCGAACGCCCGAGAACGGACCCGCAUGCACGACCUGAACUCUGCGCUCGACAAUCUGCGUAAAGUGGUGCCCUGUUACUCCAAAACGCAAAAACUGUCCAAAAUAGAGACGCUGCGGUUGGCCAAAAACUACAUCUGGGCCCUGUCGGAGAUAUUGCGCUCUGGGAAAAGGCCCGACCUCGUGUCUUAUGUCCAGACACUGUGCAAGGGGCUGUCCCAGCCCACCACCAACCUGGUGGCGGGCUGUCUGCAGCUCAACUCCCGCAACUUCCUCACUGAGCAGCAGUGUCAGGACGGCGGCAGGUACGGCUCCGGCUCCUUCUCCAUGCAUUCCUACCCGUACCAGUGCGCGCGUCUGUCCAGCCCCCACUGCCCGCCGGGCUCCAACUCCCACCCGCUGAGGACGCACGGUUAUUACGACUCGGUGUACGGUGGGAGCGGAUCCCCGGAGUAUAACAGUCCUGAAUACGAGGGACCUGUCAGUCCACCUCUCUGCAUCAAUGGAAACUUUUCCCUAAAGCACCAAGGCCCCGCGUCCCCCGAAAACGAGAAGGGGUACCACUACUCUAUGCAUUACUCCGGCCUGCCCGGCUCCAGGCCCUCCGGGGCCCACAACCUGGUGUUUGGCUCCUCAGGGCCCCGGAGCGGCAUUCACUCUGAGAACGUCCUGCCUUACCACGACAUGCACUUACACCACGAAAGGGCCCCCGUGUAUGAUGAACUGAACGCAUUUUUUCACAAUUAAACGACAAGAUCAUCAUGCGUCAUCUUAAGAAUCUAACCACAAAUCACUUUGGAGGAAGCUGACCCACCAAGAUUGAGGCAUUCUGGAAAGGUCUCUCACUCGUUGUCAUUAGUGGUUAUGAUUUUAUUUGCUCAGUCUUAAGUCUGUGUUGCUGUAGUCAGGGAUGCAAUGGAGGGUUUCCCACCUCACCCAUCAUGUUAUUUUGCGCAAUAAAAGCUUUCAUCGUUAAAGGGAUUCAAUACACAAAUCCUACCUGUGAAUUUUUGGAUUUGUCUGUGAAGAAGAGGAUUCAGAGUUCUUAAUAUUUUUUCACGUGUGAUUUGUGUUUGCAUUGGUGGUAGUUUGCAUUAUGAUGGGGGGACGUGAAGGUUUACCGAGUCUUGUUAGAUUACAUGACCGGCUACAGCUGACAUGGUGGUGGGGAAUUACAAAUGUUUGAAGGACAUUAAAAAAAUGCAAAUUAUAUUAACCUAAAUGUGAACAUGGGAUUUAAAAGUGGUUUUCGUAAAUACAUGAAUCUAAAAGAAUGGCAGGGAGGAAAUGUGGUAGUUGGGUUGUUUUCAAGUCAUUGGCUCGUCAGAAUAUCAGUAGUUUCGCAUCUAUGCAAAACCCAGUGAGACCAUAAAGUGAGGCAGCAAGGCCCAGACACACGCCCGCGCACGAGCACGCGCAGAGCAAUUAACACCCGUCAAAUCAGACAAAGUUUUCACU